AUGGAUUUUUUAGAAUUUCUUUAUGAUGGAGAAGAUGAUGGUUCUGGUACUGGGGUAUACUUAUUUAUUCGUUUUAAUGAUUUUAUUUUCAUGAAUGAUAAUAUAAUAAGGUAUAUAUUUAUAAUUUUUAGAUUUACUAUAUUUAUAUCCGGGAUGAUGGCUAAUUUUGAGAUAAAUAUUUAAAAAAUUAUUGCUUUAUCAACUUUGAGUCAAUUAGGGUUUAUAAUAAGUAUUUUAAGAAUAGGUUACGUUGAGUUGGGGUUUUUUCAUAUAUUAAUUCAUGCUUUUUUUAAAUCUUUAAUAUUUAUAUGUGUUGGGAGAUUUAUUCAUAGAAAUAUAAAUUCUUAGGAUUUACGAUUGUUAAGGGGUUUGUUAUAUUUGUAUCCAAUAAAAUCAGUUGUUAUAAUUAUUUCUAUUCUGAAUUUAUGUGGAUUUCCUUUUUUAUCAGGGUUUUAUUCAAAAGAUUUAAUUUUGGAGUUUUAUCUAAUUAAUAAGAUAAGUAUUAUGGGGGUUGUAUUAAUAUAUUUAGCUACUAUUUUUACUAUUAGAUAUUCAAUUCGAAUAAUUAUAAUUUUAGUUAACAUAAAUAAAANUUUUUAUUUUUAA
Megalopta genalis is the source of this 606-nucleotide messenger RNA. The record is from RefSeq and is a predicted model, not a curated record. NCBI's taxonomy places the organism in Eukaryota, Metazoa, Arthropoda, Insecta, Hymenoptera, Halictidae.